GGUCAUAAAAGGCUUCCAAGAUUCAAAGGGAAGCUCGCUUCCAAAUGCACACAUUCUGGGGUUGUUUCACAGGUUGUGCAAGCUGAUGUACUAUCGUAUCAAGCCGGUGUUUGUGUUUGACGGUGGUGUUCCAGUACUGAAAAAGCAGACUAUCGCCAAGCGCAAUCAAAGCAAGAGCAAAUAUCACAAUGAAGCCGAUCGACUGCAACAAUUGCUGCUGGAAACGUUGGCCAAGGAAAAGGUCGUUCAGCAGGCGCUGGGGUCAGCUACCAGUCUUCUGGUUUCGCCCUCAAAAAAGCCCGGAAACAGCAGCAAAACAACGGACGAACCCGAUGAGAUGUUCAAACUGCCACCCUUGAAAGAGGAUUCACCGUUCAAAAGUGCUGCCGAUAGCUCCCAUACCGAUCUGGACGAAAGUGGCAGCUCGUGGGACGAAAAAACUUCCAAAAGCUAUUAUCAUUUGAACUUGAAUGCCAUUGAUGUGACGAGUGUGCAUUUCAAGAACCUGCCGGCAGAUGUGAGACAUGACAUUUUAAACGAGUAG
Molecule: messenger RNA, 544 nt
Organism: Aedes albopictus (Asian tiger mosquito)
Lineage: Eukaryota; Metazoa; Arthropoda; Insecta; Diptera; Culicidae
Product: DNA excision repair protein ERCC-5 homolog
Exons: 2
Coding region: 86-544 (152 amino acids)
Cellular component (GO): nucleus
Molecular function (GO): DNA endonuclease activity; single-stranded DNA binding
Source: RefSeq, a predicted model, not a curated record